CCUCGCGUCUUCCGUCAUCAACUAGUACAGUAUCUCACUUCCAUUGCUUUCCCUCCGUGUCGUCGCACAACAAAACAUUCUCAAGUUCAUCAUAUUGCCAGUCCCAAACACUACAAUGGGCAGAAAACGCGCCGAGUCUCCGUCCAAUCUCAAAUUCCAGCAACCCGACCGCAGUGGACCCAAGGAAAAGACCCUGCUGGAGCUGGCCGAGGAAAGGGGGCUCUUUGACCAGGCGCGCAAGAAGCAGGAGGAAAACGACAAGGCAAAGAAUCCCCCCAAGAUCAAAAAGAUCCCCAUAAAGAAGCCGGAAAAGACGAAAAGCAAGAAAGACGACGACGAUGACGACGAACCACUGUCUCCCGGAGCCGAGCGCUUCCUCGACACCACCCUCUACACCGUGAGCUUGGCCAUGCUGCACUUCACCUUGGACGUCUUUGUCCAGAACCAAUAUUCCGCCGAUCGCAUCGUCUGGCCCAAGGUCUGGACGAGGGCAAUCCAAGCCUUGUUGGUCUUCGGCUUCCUCGUCUACACUCUCCACGCCCACUCCUCGAACCCGACCAUCCUUCCUGGCCUACCUGCCCGCUACCAAAACCACCUCCGACAGGUCAUCUUCUUUGUCAUGAGCGUGUGCUCGGGAUGCUACCUGAUCCACAUCACAAACACGUACGGAUACCUGGCCGUCAUGAAGCAAGCGCCACCCGUGGGUUGCUUGUGGGUGUGGUCCGUCAUUGAACUCCAGCUUCCUUGGGCUGUCCUCAGCCUGGCGGUUGCAGGCACAUACCUUAAAGUCAAAGGUUAUGACAUCAAGUGAGGUGGCCUGGUGGUCAGCACGGAAGAACCGGGCGUGAUUCGAGGGGGGAGGGUGUUCUCGAGGCCAAGCAAACGGGUUCGGCAGAGGGAGAUGCGAGGACUGGUGGCGCCAGUGUCGCGUUACGCAAACGGUUCAUACGUGUGAACCAGUCAGCAUUCUAUACCACGAGGCAGACG
Molecule: messenger RNA, 987 nt
Organism: Neurospora hispaniola
Lineage: Eukaryota; Fungi; Ascomycota; Sordariomycetes; Sordariales; Sordariaceae
Exons: 2
Coding region: 116-811 (231 amino acids)
Source: RefSeq, a predicted model, not a curated record